AUGUCAACAGAAGUUUGUUCCGUUUGUCUAGAAAGGGAAUCCAAGUAUACAUGUCCCGCAUGCGAGUCCAAGACCUGCUCUCUAGAAUGCGUUAAAAGACACAAGCUCCGAUCUGAGUGCACCGGAAUUGUCGACCCCACCAGAUUCGUGCCUAAUAAUGAUCUCGGAACGAAUCAAGCAUUGGUAAACAGGGACUAUAAUUACCUUCUCAACUUCGAACGGAAGAUUAACCUUGGAAAGUCAGAUCUCAAGGAUAACGCGAAACAAGUGUUCAAGCGGAAUUUCAACCAGAUAAAGAAUGUCAAGCGGCCACGCCUCAAUGACACGAAGGAAGACGACCCCCGAAUGGACUUGGUGCGGAAAGUCUUCCCCAAUGUGAUGGCCACUUCCGUGAAGAGAGAAAACACACUUAUAAUCCAUCUUCCAGUGGGCAUGUCCCGGAGCUCACAAAACAAGUCUGGAUACGACAAAAAGUCUAAUGCUUUUACUUGGUCUGUCGAAUGGGUGCCUUUUGAAGAUGGUGCAUCCCCAAAGAAGUCGUUUGUCAGUUUCAGACUUAAAGAAUCAUCUUUGUUGAAGGACGCCGUGCCUAUUCCAGUUUUGGCCAAAUACAUGGGAACUGAAGUUGGCGAAAAGGAUAAGCUCCAUUUCUACUUAGAGAAUUGUGUGAGUUCUCAUACUCUGAAGGUUUCUCUCAUUCCAUUAUCCCAGGACGAAUCACUAGCAGCUGCAUUGAAAAACAAGAUUGUCCUUGAGUUUCCCAAAAUUUAUGUUUCUCUCAACGAAAUCGAAAACGCAGACUUUUCUGGAGCGCAUGGGUAUGGCCUCACACCUGACAGCUCGGAAGAAUCAUCAAGCGCUAGUUCAAGUUCAGAGUCUGAAUCAGAGCUGGAUUCCGACUCCAGUUCAGGCACAGAUUCAAGUCUGGGCAGCAGUGAAUCGGAUAGUGAUGAAGCUCCGGAGGAGGAAUCUUCCAGACCCCCUGAGAGAAACUUGACUUUCCCGGAAAUACUGCGCAACGAAGCUAACGUGCAAGCAUCAUGA
Molecule: messenger RNA, 1044 nt
Organism: Metschnikowia bicuspidata var. bicuspidata NRRL YB-4993
Lineage: Eukaryota; Fungi; Ascomycota; Pichiomycetes; Serinales; Metschnikowiaceae
Exons: 1
Coding region: 1-1044 (347 amino acids)
Biological process (GO): maturation of LSU-rRNA from tricistronic rRNA transcript (SSU-rRNA, 5.8S rRNA, LSU-rRNA); snoRNA localization; box C/D snoRNP assembly
Cellular component (GO): nucleus; pre-snoRNP complex
Source: RefSeq, a predicted model, not a curated record